This is a messenger RNA of Cetraspora pellucida, 197 nucleotides long. Lineage: Eukaryota; Fungi; Glomeromycota; Glomeromycetes; Diversisporales; Gigasporaceae. The record is from the annotation of a GenBank genome assembly.
CUGACAAUUUAACCCAAGCCAAAACUGAAAUAAUUACUUUAUUAGAGCAAAAAGUUGGAGAAAAUAAUUUAAAAGAAUAUAUUAGCGAGGCCAAUACUCUAGCAGAACUAAAAGAAAGAGAAAAAAAUAUUUUGGCUGUUAUUAAAAAGUUAAUUGAAGGAAUUCCACCUUCUCAAAUUAACCACAUAUUAAAAUAG